UUUUUGAUGGCAAGUUAGAAGGCAAAUUCUGAAUUUAAACCAUGUGGAUGUGCUCUGACAUGCCAGAACCCUCUGAUGUAAUGAUAGCCUCUCCAGUUUACCAGCAGCAGCCAUGUGAAGUUUCACAAUUCCUGAAAAUCAAGCCACUAGUUUUUGGGGUUUUGGAAAUAUUGACAGCAUCAGUGGCACUCGGUUUUACAAGCUGGCAAACAUUUUGGUUCCUUUCCUGUUUACCAGUCUUUUUUAUGUUAACUGGAGUUGUAACAGUCUCAGCUGCAUGCAUACGUAAACCACGUCUGGUUAAAAUCGCACAAAUUCUCAACUAUAUAAACAUUGUAACAGCUGCUACCUCCCUCCGCAUUAACUUUAGAUUACAUUGGGGUAUGAGAUUUGUUGUCCUUGUGGUCUGCGAUGUUCUGGUCAUACUCUUCUCUAUUAUCAUUGCCUCAUCAUCUUGUUCCUGCUGCUGCAGGCCAAAGUCAAGAAGUACCACGGUCAGUUACAUGAACACAAAUUUGCCUGUUAACAAUAUUGUGUUUGUGGGCCAACCGGACCCCUCUGCAUUUUCACAACCUGGUAGUUCAGUUCUGUACGUGAUGCCAGCAAACUACGGACCCGUUCCGACUGAACCUCCAGGAAACUUCAGUCAACAUCCAACGUCACCUCCACCAGCCUACGAGGACUGUGUGCUCUACGCCCCAGAGACGAGGACGGAGAUGAACUAGAGUUCAGCCUCAAAUCCAUCAACGUGAUAUAAGAAGAAAGAUAGAUUUACAAGUGAACACUGAAAUGAGAUGGCAAAGAGCCUAUGGGUGGUGAAUUUUUAUGUGUAAAUAUUUUAUAGGUCAAAGGCAAAUGGAACACAAGCCAGAGCUACUUUUUGUAUUAUUUUCUUUGUUAUACAUUUAUAAUUUUUUAUUUUUUUUUUUACAACAUUUAUUAAUACUAAUGAAUAGUAUUAAUUACUAUUGGGGGUUCAAAAACAGUUUAAACAACAGUACAACUUAUUGAAAGUCUGUAAGUCUAUCUGUUACAGCCUCUUUUGUAAAGUAUAAGGGUGCCCAGUCACUAUAUUGGAUGUAUUUGUUGUUGUCUCAUUUCAUUUGUCCAUGGCUGGGUUUCCCGAGGCACUAUAAAUCAUUACACAUCAUUAAAUCACCAUAGCCAGAAACAAGACUUUGGGUGUGCCAAGGGAAAACUGUGUUCAAGCACUAAAGCACCAAAAAAAAGUGAUAUUUUUUUGUAACUUAACAAUUGCCUUUCACAAAUGUAACACUUUUUUAGCGCUAAAUUUGUUUUCUGUUUAGCCCUGUGUUACAUUAUAAUGAAAAUAUUAGCCUAAACAAAUUAAUGGCACUUUUUUCAAUGGAGUUGGUAGGCCUGUUAAUAUAUACAAAUAUUAGGCUUAAUAUUUAGUAAUACUAUUUUAUUCAAUUAUUUUAGAACAUUACCCAUUUAUUUUCCAAAAUCCAGAAGACAAAUACACUGCAUACUGACAAGACGUACUACACCAGGUUUUACAUUCAAUGAUUCAAAA
Messenger RNA from Xyrauchen texanus (razorback sucker), 1537 nucleotides. RefSeq lists its product as uncharacterized. The record is from RefSeq and is a predicted model, not a curated record. The coding region runs from base 42 to 725 and encodes 227 amino acids. Lineage: Eukaryota; Metazoa; Chordata; Actinopteri; Cypriniformes; Catostomidae. The transcript has 8 exons.